CGUCCAAUAAGAAGCUAUAAUAUUCGUUGCAAACUGUUUUACCGUUAAAACGUUUUGCUACGACAUGGAUUAAUGAAUACACCCCGGGGUGACAACGCCGAUGACUUCCUAUGAACAUGGCCGCUCAAGAUGAACUCAAUCAACUGGAGCGAGUUUUCUUGCGUUUGGGCCAUGCAGAGACUGAUGACCAACUCCAGGACAUUAUAUCCAAGUUCCUGCCUCCGGUCCUCCUCAAACUGUCCAGCGUCCAGGAGGGAGUCAGGAAGAAGGUGAUGGAGCUCCUGGUCCACCUGAACAAGAGGAUAAAGAGCAGACCGUUGAUCCAGCUACCAGUAGAGACCCUCCUGGUUCAGUACCAGGACCCCGCCGCAGCGUCCUUUGUUACGAAUUUCACCAUCAUUUACAUCAAGAUGGGUUACCCUCGACUGGAGGUGGAGAAACGGUGUGAGCUGGCACCUACUCUGCUGACUGCUAUGGAGGGCAAGCCUGAGCCCCAACAGGAUAGCUUGAUGCAUCUCCUGAUCCCGUCCUUGUAUCACAUGAAGUACCCAAAGGACUCUUCCAACACUUCCAAGAUGGCCUCUCCCUUCAUCCUGAUGGAGAAACCCAAGACGGUUCAGUUACUGCUGGAGUUCAUGUUGGACGUACUGCUGAUGCCCUACGGGUUUGUCCUGAACGAGCCUCCCACUCGCCCAGCUCCCUCGUCCCCUCAGGGUAGCUCUGGGGCAGCGGCGGCCGGACCGGGCCUCCCCCAGCCGCCUCCAGGGAUGAGCGUCUACGCUGCCAAGAGGGUCAUCGGAGAGGCCCAGUGGAGCCCAGAGCAGCUGGAACAGUGUAAACUCGGCAUAGUGAAGUUCAUCGAGGCAGAACAGGUACCGGAGGUGGAGACGGUCAUACACCUGGUGGUUGCCUCUAGCGACACAAGACACGGCGUUGCCACGGCCGCGGACCUGGAGCUCAAGAGCAAGCAGAGUAUCAUCGACUGGAACAACCCCCUGAUCGUCAACAGGAUGUACAAGGUCUACCUGGGAGACAUCCCCCUCAAAACUAAGGGGGCCAGUCUGAAGAGGGAGCUGAAACAUGAGCCGGUCAGCACCAGAGUCAAGAUGAAGAUCCUACCACAUCUCUUACGCUCACGCCUCGCGGCUGAGUGCUUCCCGGCUAACAUACAGGUGGUGUACGACGGUCUGUUUGGCGCCAACACCAACAACAAGCUGCUCUCUCUUACGCUUCAGUUUGUUCACCACAUCUGUCAGGUAUGUCCUGACACCAACAAACCACUGGGUCUGAUGCUGCUGAAUGGCCUCACCAAGCUCAUCAACGAGUACAAGGAGGAUCCUAAGUUGCUGUGUAUGGCCUACUCUGCUGUGGGGAAACUGUCCAGCCGGAUGCCCCAACUCUUCACCAAAGAUAUCGCUCUGGUCCAGCAGUUCUUUGAGGCCAUGUGCAAGGAGGAGCCUGAUGUCCGUCUAGCCAUCCAGGAGGCUCUGUCUAUGAUGGUGGGAGCCUACGCUAACCUACAGGGGGCGCUACUGAACCUGAUGGAAGCCCUGGUGGCAGCUUACAUGGGCAAGCCUGAGGUGCAGGUGCGUCAGGUGGCAAUGAAGUACGCCAGCACGGUAUUCGCUCCUGAUCACGUGCCCUCCAGAUACUUGCUCCUAUUGGCAGCUGGGGACCCGAGAGAAGAGGUAUGCAGCGAGGCCCAGCGUGUCCUGAGGGCUCUGCCUGCUAAGAACUCUGAGAAAGAGGGCUGUAAACCCAUGCCCUCAUUCCCUGACAUGGUGGCCUAUAUACAGGAGAAGGCUGCUCAGAGGAUGAAGACGCCGGCUAAGUACACCGUGGGGACGUACACGCUCCCCUUCAACCCUUCUGCGUUUGGAGAGAUCGUGCUGUACCUGCGGAUGUGUCUGGCCCACAGUGCCGGGGCCACGCCCGUCUCCAAGAGCCUGGCGGACAUGCAGGACGACGCGCCUGCCAUCGGACGCUACACGCUCGCCCUGCUCUCCAACGAACCCCUGACCUCCCCGUCCUCCACUGGAACCAAGGGGGCAGAGGUCAACCCUGUGCAGGUCUACAUGGAGCUACUGCAGCAGCUGCUGUCUGCUGUAGGAGGAGUCCCUGUGAUGUACUGUCUUCUGGAGGUGGUGUCUGUCUGUCCUGACAACCUGGCCCCCAUGUUUAUCCACAAGAUCGACUGGAUCAAGAGUCUAAUGAACACCAACAAGGAGGACCUAAGGGAGCUAGCAGCUCAGCUCUACGCUGUGGUGGUGUCCACCAUGUCAGGAAACGAGCUGAAGACUGCCGUUCAGACGCUCAUCAAGAUCACUAAAGAUACACACAGCCCCGAGACCCAGCACGGAGCCAUCAUGGCGCUGGGCUACAUGGUGGCCAGGUACAUGAGCAAGAGGAAGUCCUUCGCUAACGGAGACUCCGCCCUCAACCGGGAACAGAGGAUGAACGACACGCCCAAGGAGGACGAGGAGCUGGUCGCUAUAGCAACCAAAGCCAUCGGCUCUUUCCUAGACAGUGGUUCCCCUCUGCUGGCUGUCGCUGCCUGUACGGCCCUCGGGGAGAUCGGGAGGAACGGGCCUCUGCUCAUCCCUUCAGAAGGAGAGGGAUUCACCAAACUAGCCGUGGUGGAGAAGAUGCUGGCUCGCAUCCCCUCUGGGAAAGAGACCCUCAAGAUGAAGGAGAGAGCCAUCCAGACUCUGGGUUAUCUACCGGUGGGAGAUGGAGACUUUGCCCACCAGAAGAAGCUGCUGCAGGGGCUCAUGGACUCUGUGGAGGCCAAACAGGUAGAACUACAGUUUACAGUAGGUGAGGCCAUCACCAGUGCUGCUAUAGGGACCAGUUCUGGAGCUGCCAGGGACCCCUGGACCUGUACUGAGGAACAAUACAGUCCCCCAGACAAUGUGGAGAGUAACGAUGUGGUUCCGUGGGUGCUGAACUCUAUCCUGGCUAAGUACAUCCCAAGUCAAAACCCCCACGUCAGACAGGCUGCCUGUAUAUGGCUGCUCUCUCUGGUGAAGAAGCUGCACCAGCACAAAGAGAUCAGGUCUCACCUGAAGGAGAUCCAGACGGCUUUCAUCUCCAUCCUGUCAGACCCUGAUGAGUUGAGUCAGGACGUGGCAUCUAAAGGUCUUGGUCUAGUCUAUGAGAUGGGAGGAGAGGGAGACCAGCAGGAACUGGUGUCUACACUGGUCGAAACACUGAUGACUGGCAAGAGGGUGAAGCAUGCCGUGUCCGAGGACACAGAGGUGUUCCAGGGAGAGGCUCUGGGGAAAGCACCGGACGGACACGGACUCUCCACCUACAAGGAGCUGUGCUCAUUGGCCAGUGACCUCAACCAACCGGAUCUGGUCUACAAGUUCAUGAACCUAGCCAAUCACCACGCCAUGUGGAAUUCCCGCAAGGGAGCAGCGUUUGGGUUCAACAUCAUAGCAGCGAAGGCAGGAGAGCAACUCGCCCCCUACCUGCCCCAGCUGGUACCACGUCUGUACCGAUACCAGUUUGAUCCCAACCUGGGCAUCAGGACGGCCAUGACCUCCAUCUGGGAUGCUCUGGUCACUGACAAGAACAUGGUGGAUAAGUAUCUGAAGGAGAUCCUCCAGGAUGUGAUAUCUAACCUGACCAAUAACAUCUGGAGGGCCCGGGAGUCGGCCUGCCUCGCUCUCAACGACCUCAUCCGAGGACGCAACGCCGACGACCUCAUCGACCACCUGGAGGAGAUCUGGGAGACCCUGUUCAGGGUUCUGGACGACAUCAAGGAGUCUGUCAGGAAGGCUGCUGAUAUAACCCUCAAAACACUGAGUAAGGUGUGUACUAGGAUGUGUGAGUCGUCAGGUUUAGCAGCCCAGAGGACUGUAUCUGUUCUGUUACCAACCCUCCUGGAUAAAGGCAUCGUCAGCAACGUGCCUGAGGUCCGCUCUCUCAGUAUCCAGACCCUGGUGAAGGUGUCUAAGACAGCUGGUAAUAGGUUGAAGCCCCACGCCCCUCGUCUGAUCCCAGCACUCCUGGAGGCUCUCAGUGUCCUGGAGCCACAGGUCCUCAACUACCUCAGUCUCCGAGCCACGGAGCAGGAGAAGAGUGCCAUGGAUGCUGCCAGACUCAGUGCUGCCAAGUCCUCCCCAAUGAUGGAGACCAUCAACAUGUGUCUGCAGCACCUGGAUGUGUCUGUUCUGGGGGAACUGGUCCCCAGACUCUGUGACCUACUGAAGAGUGGAGUGGGUCUGGGCACCAAGGGUGGUUGUGCCAGUGUGAUCGUGUCCCUCACCGUCCAGUGUCCCCAGGACCUCACCCCCUACUCAGGUAAACUGAUGAGUGCCCUACUGAAUGGGAUUCAUGACCGUAGCAGUGUGGUCCAGAAAGCCUUCUCCUUCGCUCUGGGACAUCUAGUCAGGACAGCGAAGGACAGCAGUGUAGAGAAACUCCUACUGAAACUCAACACCUGGUACCUGGAGAAAGAAGAGCCGGUGUACAGGUCGUCGUGCGCCCUGACGGUCCACGCUAUCAGCCACUACAGCCCUGAUGUCCUGAAGGGGCACGCGGUGGGAGCGUUGCCGCUAGCCUUCUUGGGGAUGCACCAGGCGCCGGGACCGGACGAGGAGAAGGGAGAGAGCCACGACGCCACGCUGUGGAGCGAAGUCUGGCAGGAACACGUACCAGGAAGCUUUGGGGGCAUCCGCCUCUACAUGACGGAGCUGAUCGACAUUACCCAGAAGGCCUUGCAGUCCCAGUCGUGGAAGAUGAAGGCCCAGGGCGCGGCUGCCAUGGCGUCCAUCGCUAAGCAACAGACUGGUUCUCUGGUCGCCCCUCACCUGGGUAUGGUGUUGUCCGCUCUACUGCAGGGACUGGUUGGACGCACCUGGACUGGAAAGGAGGAGCUGUUGAACGCCAUCGGCUCUGUGGUGUCUAAGUGCAGUGGUGAACUCCAGAAGUCCUCCCCGGGCCAGCCCAGUGUACCAGAGGUGAUAGAUCUGGUGUUGAAGGAGUGUCGUAAAGACAACCUGGUCUACAAGAUGGCUGCCCUGGGCUGUGCUGCUGAUGUCCUGCAGGCCACACAGGAAGACCGCUUCAGUGACAUGGCAGACAUACUCAUACCACUCAUUAAGAAGAACUCUGCGGCAACUUCGAGGUUGAGACAUGAUAGUGAUGACGAUCGGGAUGAGAAGGAGAAGGAGCUGCAGACUGAAGCUCUACUCUGUGCCUUCCAGACGCUGGGCAAGACCUGGCCCAACAACGCACAAACCCAGGGUAAGGUUCUGACGGGCCCAACGGCGGCACAAACCCAGGGUAAGGUUCUGACUGGCCCAACGCCGGCACAAACCCAGGGUAAGGUUCUGACUGGCCCAACGACGGCACAAACCCAGGAGCGUUUCCAGUUGGACCUGUGCUGUCUGAUGUGUGAGAGGUUGAAACUCAGUACAUGGAGGGUCCAGGUGGGGGUGCUACAGUCUAUGAAGACAUACUUCCAGAGGUUGCUACUGUUGGAGAAAGAGAAAGACAACCAGAACUUCACAGCCUUGUCCCUUAUUCUCACUGAGACAUGCAGCGCUCUCACACACCCACUAGAGAAUAAGAGUUACUCCUCUGUGAGGACCGAAGCGUUGUCUGUUGUGGAACUACUGGUGAAGAGGACAGGAGAGAGCGGUCAGUGGGAGUGUGUCUCGGGAAAGAGUCGCGAACAGCUGCAACGUUCACUGUCCACCCUGCAGACAGACAGCAGACCUGACCUCCGAGACAAGGCCCAGGAACUACGGAGGAACAUCCAGAGUCAACUCUGAACACACACACACACACACACCUACCAAGUCAACCCUGAACACACACCUACCAAGGCAACCCUGAAUACACCCCCCAGAUCUCUGUGUGGACAGGCGUGAUUAUAAUGUGUAUUGUGUCAAUGGGAGGACGGCUGGCUGGGUCAUUUCUAAUAGUAAACGCCAUAUCAACUCACUAUGUAAACAAACGGCACCCUAAUUCCCUAUAUAGUGCACUACUGUUGACCAGGUCCCAUAGGAUUCUCUGCUCUGAAGCAGUGCACUUUUUGUCGACCAGGGAUCAUCAACUAGAUUCAGCUGUGGGACAAUUUAUAUAUAUUUUUUUCUGGAUCAGGUGGCUAAUAAGAUCACAAUGAUUAUAAUUUGACUGAAAACUUCCAUUUUAAAAUCUUGUUUGGAUUUGUAAAGGAUCACAUGCAUCUCUUGGAGACUUUGGAAUAAACCAAACUAGAGAUGGGUUUUUUUUUUUUUACAGUCUUAACAUACUUUCUUUUUUUUUAACAAGUCCUGGGCAGUUUGGGAACCUGGAUAAAGGGAUUUUUUUAGGGAUUUGUCCUGUGUAACAGCUUCUAAACGGCUGCCUACUUCUUUCUCUCCUACAGCAGCCAGUACAGUCCACCCCUACUGAUGAAAUACAAUGGUACGUCCCACAUGGUGCCCUGAUUCUCUAAACACUACUAGUGGGAAUAAGGGGUUGCCAUUUGGGACGUAACCCAGGACGAUACUGCAACUUUAUUUAACACAUUGGUUGUCCACUCCUUGGUCCUGGAGAGCUACUGGGUGGUUGGAGGCUGUUGUUACAGCCAAUCAGCUCAUUCCACAGAGGGCUGAGUGUGUGUGGGUUGUGCCUUCUCCCUCGAUGAAUUUAAGGUCACUAAUUAGUAAGGAACUCUCCUCACCUGGUUGUCUAGGUCUUUAGUAAGGAACUCCCCUCACCUGGUUGUCUAGGUCUUUAGUAAGGAACUCCCCUCACCUGGUUGUCCAGGUCUUUAGUAAGGAACUCCCCUCACCUGGUUGUCUAGGUCUUUAGUAAGGAACUCCCCUCACCUGGUUGUCUAGGUCUUUAGUAAGGAACUCCCCUCACCUGGUUGUCUAGGUCUUUAGUAAGGAACUCCCCUCACCUGGUUGUCCAGGUCUUUAGUAAGGAACUCUCCUCACCUGGUUGUCCAGGUCUUUAGUAAGGAACUCCCCUCACCUGGUUGUCCAGGUCUUUAGUAAGGAACUCCCCUCACCUGGUUGUCCAGGUCUUUAGUAAGGAACUCUCCUCACCUGGUUGUCCAGGUCUUUAGUAAGGAACUCCCCUCACCUGGUUGUCCAGGUCUUUAGUAAGGAACUCCCCUCACCUGGUUGUCCAGGUCUUUAGUAAGGAACUCCCCUCACCUGGUUGUCCAGGUCUUUAGUAAGGAACUCCCCUCACCUGGUUGUCCAGGUCUUUAGUAAGGAACUCCCCUCACCUGGUUGUCCAGGUCUUUAGUAAGGAACUCUCCUCACCUGGUUGUCCAGGUCUUUGGUAAGGAACUCCCCUCACCUGGUUGUCCAGGUCUUUAAUUGAAAGGGGAACAACCUGUGGACAGUCGUCCAUGGAAUGAGAUGAACACCCCUGAUCUACAGGGUGAGCAGGCUUUUGUUCCAGCCCAACACUUGUUAUCACGGUUUGGACUGAAAUGGGUGCCGGAGCUCCACAAUACUGUUGAUAUUCUGUCAGAGAAACCAGUGCUCAGUUCUGGUGAACUCCAGCACUGGUCUUGAUGAUAGGUAAUGUUAACUAGUGCUGGGUUGGACCCAAAGCCUGCACCUACCUCUGGAGCUCUUCAGAACUAGAGUUGGUGACCAGUGAUGUUUCUCUGUCUGAACUUGGUAAUUACUUCUUUCUCUCCCCCAGUUUGCAUGUUCAAAAAAUAUAUUUUCAGCCACGUUGAUUAAAAACUGAACAGUGGGGGUCGGUUGGUGUGAGACGGAGGCAUGUAAUUCUUGUGAAUUUGUCUCCAAAAAUAAAUAAGUAAACUAC
Molecule: messenger RNA, 7788 nt
Organism: Oncorhynchus keta (chum salmon)
Lineage: Eukaryota; Metazoa; Chordata; Actinopteri; Salmoniformes; Salmonidae
Gene: ecpas
Product: Ecm29 proteasome adaptor and scaffold
Exons: 50
Coding region: 111-5783 (1890 amino acids)
Biological process (GO): proteasome assembly
Cellular component (GO): cytoplasm; nucleus
Molecular function (GO): molecular adaptor activity
Source: RefSeq, a predicted model, not a curated record